Molecule: messenger RNA, 1509 nt
Organism: Acanthocheilonema viteae
Lineage: Eukaryota; Metazoa; Nematoda; Chromadorea; Rhabditida; Onchocercidae
Source: the annotation of a GenBank genome assembly
AUGUUGUGUCCAAUAGAAGCUGAAUCACUGAUUCAAGAGUUGCAAAACGAAUCGAUUUUAAGUGAUGUGAUUUUGAAUCAGGCGUUGGAGGCUGCUAAAAGGGAUGCUGAGCAGCAAAAUCGUAGCAGGGAUGCAUCGCCAUGUCGCGAAAGUGAAGAAAUUAGGUUAGUGGCGAAUGCAGAUCAGAUAACACAAGACUCACGCGAUGAUUCACGUGAAGUAUCACCGCCUGCAUCAACGCACAAGAUUCGUCGCCGUACAGCUACACCAAGUGAAUUACUGUAUCCGCUGAAGGAAUCAUUGCAAAGUCAGGUUGCUGAUAAAAUGCAUUUGGAGCAACUCAACGAAGAAAUUCCAUGUCUGGACCAACAAAUUGUUGAGAAAAAGCGAUCAAUAGAAUCUUCUGUUGAAAAAGGACGACUUUCAGACCUAGACGGUGUAAGUAAUGUGAAUAUGGAAGCGAAAAGUGAAGUAACGAAAUUAAUAGAUCUGGAUUUGGAUGAUCGAGGUUCCACUGAGUCACCGUCAUCUGGUCGUAGUAGUCGAAGAAAAUCGGGCCGUAUAUUACCGUAUGUUUCUCGGACGUUAACAGGGACUCGUGAUAAAGUAACAGCUUCGCGUUUGCUUGUACGCACACAUACCUUGGAUGGACAUACUAGAACGGUACUUUCGGUGGACACUAAUGGUAGUGUGGUAAUCAGCGGCUCAAAAGAUAGGACAGCGAAAGUAUGGGAUUUGGAAAAAGGUGUUGAGAAAUAUACGUUUGGUCACCAUCCGAACAAUGUAUCAUGUGUACGCUUCAUUCCUUCCAGCCAAUUAGCCUUGACUUUGUCUAUGGCAUUUGUUCGUAUUUGGGAUUUGAGAAAUGAGGAAUGCGUACGUACGCUACAUUCAUCAGGUCUUGCAGCUGCAGGUGAUACUAUGGCUGCGAAUACACCUCGACAAACUGUAUUACCCAUCUCUGAAACAAUGAUCAAUGCACUGGAAUUGGACAACACGGGAAAAUCGGAGGUAUCAUGCCUUGGAUUUUUGGGUGGCAUAAAACCGAGAAUUUUCACUGGCUCUCGUGAUCACUACGUUAAAAUGUAUGAAAUUAACGCUGAUGGAUUAGGUCUCUUCGAAGCUUCGCAUGAAUUUUCGGCAGCUCAUUAUGAUUGCGUUACGUCCAUUGUUGCUUACGGUGAUUCCGUAUUUUCUGCUUCUAGAGAUACGGAUAUUAUGCGCUUCUCAUUGCAAGAUAUGAAGAGGGAUCAUAUUGAAUUACAGGCACAUAAUAAAUGGAUUCAAUCCAUGUGUAUUCUAGAUACAUACAGACCUUUAUUAGUUACAGCUUGUAAAGAGGGUCGAGUGAAAGUAUGGGAUAUUACGAGCACCCGUAAAUUACGUCUCGUUGAUCAGAUUUCCCAUGCUCACGAGGAAGCGAUCAACGAAUUAGCGACCCACUCAGGCAUUCUUUUUACUGCUUCUAGUGAUACAACUGUCGCCCUUUGGCAGUCUAAUUAUGAAUGA